AGGUGAACGUUGUGACCGCAUCUACUACUCGCCUGGCCCCGCCCCCCACCCCCCGCGGGGUCGUUGCCGUGGCGACGAAGAAACGCCGCUGCCGACAACCAACCUCCAGAUUCGUCCUUGGCGCGUGCAGCGAUGCGGCCCAGGUACCUGUCCCCCCGGGAGGUGUCUCUGCACAACGUGCCCGAGGACACGUGGGUCUCCUUCCUGGGCGCCGUCUACGACCUCACGCCGCUGUGCGACCAGUACAAGGGUGAUGCACGUACACACCAGCACGUCGCACUCAUCUCUUCGGCCGGAGACAUGCUUAUGAAGCCCAUUAUCGAGGCGGCUGGCCAGGACAUUUCUCAUUGGUUUGACCUGAAAACUAAAGAUAUCCGAACCCACGUGGACCCCGUGACGAACACGGUGACAUUCCACACACCGCAAGGACGCUUCUUGCACGUGCCGCCGCCGUACCCAAGCACGGACUGGGCCAAUGACUUUGGGCGUCCGUGGUGGAGAGACACCUCGUACCAGGUGGGGCUGCUGUCAAAGAAGACGCGCUUCAUCCGCGUGAUCAACACGCUCACCUCCCAGGAACACAUCAUCGAGGUGUGCACAGAGGAGAUCAUGUCCGAGAUCCUGCAGCGCUACCUCAAGUACAACGCGCACGCGGGCAGCUACACGUGGAAGCACGCCGAGCGCGAGCUCGACAUGGGGCUGACUCUGGACGAGAACGGCGUUCCCGACGAGGACGAGGAAUUCCUGCGGCUGCGUCUCGAGCCAGACGACUACCGCCAGACGCUGCACCUCUACUACAACGACGAUCUCACCGAGGCGUGAUUCGUGCAUUUCGCGGUGGUUUUAAACGACGGAUUCCCGAGCGGCUGGGCAAUAUAUGUAAGAUCACCAGGUGUUGGAGGGUCACAUUGGGUCAACGUCGACAGCAGCGGUGGUUGGAAGUUUUGCUGAAUCUUUUCGGGCUUUGUGAAUGAAAGUGAUUGUGUUGCAAAUCAACUUGUAUGACAACCAGUAAAAUGACAUUGAGCAACCAGCUACCCAUUUGGCCUAAAUUAGUGCAAAAUAAAAUUAAGGUUGUAGGCAGGAUAAGAUGUUCUUUACUCUUACGUUACUCCUGAAAAGCAAGUUUAAAACCGGAGGCCCCAUGUUCUCCUUUGUAAUUGCUUGUAAGGCAGUAUAACCGAAUAAAAUAAAAAGAUGAGACUUA
Molecule: messenger RNA, 1207 nt
Organism: Lethenteron reissneri (Far Eastern brook lamprey)
Lineage: Eukaryota; Metazoa; Chordata; Hyperoartia; Petromyzontiformes; Petromyzontidae
Product: cytochrome b5 domain-containing protein 1
Biological process (GO): cilium movement
Source: RefSeq, a predicted model, not a curated record